This is a messenger RNA of Bactrocera tryoni, 2217 nucleotides long. RefSeq lists its product as uncharacterized. Gene Ontology annotation, biological process: sensory perception of taste. NCBI's taxonomy places the organism in Eukaryota, Metazoa, Arthropoda, Insecta, Diptera, Tephritidae. Gene Ontology annotation, cellular component: axon; membrane; neuronal cell body. The record is from RefSeq and is a predicted model, not a curated record. The coding region runs from base 1 to 2217 and encodes 738 amino acids. The transcript is spliced from 6 exons.
AUGAAAAUCAUAAAGGACAUGAAAUAUGUGAACUUCGCUGGUCAAGUUUUCGGUCUUGUGCCAUUCUACGAAGUCAAACGCGGCGAGCUGAGAGUAAGCCUCCGCGGUCACUACUUUACGUACUUCAUCAAUAUACUGUUAUUUAUGAUAUCGCUGGCCAUCAGCUGGAUUGUGCUUAACAGCGAUAGCAGCUUUUCGGUAUUUCGCAAUUUGGAGGGCUCCGAUCAAACCACCGAGGCGCUAUUUUGCCUUAUAAGCUGCAACGUCAUUAUCUUCGUUUCGUCGACAAACAGUCGGCGCUAUUGUGGCAUCAUGCAGGAAAUCGGUAAGAUGGACGCAUAUCUGGUGGCUAAGGGCUUCACCGCAGUCUACUCGUGUUACUUGCUAAUGGGUUUUCUGGUCAUCACCGCAGCUGGAUUACUGUACACCACCUAUUAUUACAUGGACAUGCUGAGCGAUCAUUUUCAUUAUCAUCAAGCCAUUUUGCUCGGCAUUUACAGCCUACAGUUGCUGAUAUCGAAUUUGUACGCGAUUUGCUUACGCGUUUUACUCGGCAAUGUAAGCAAACGUAUCGACUUCGUGAAUGUCCAGUUGGAAAUAAGUACGAAAAGUGAUCUGGCUGUGGAAAGCAAUUGGCGACAGAUGAGCUAUCACAUUGAGAUGCUCUGCAAGUACCGUUACGUCACAGAUGAAAUCAACAAGAGCGGCGGCAUAGCAAUGCUUUCUUACAUGGCUGUCGCGUUCUACAUUUUGACCAAGCAAUCCUACAUGGCGUUUAUGACCGUGGUACAACCCAUGGGCUUUGAGAAGAGAUAUGACAUUUUGGGUUUAUCUUUUGCCUGGAUUUUCGCUGAAUUCGUAACAAUUGCGGUGAUUUGCAGUGCCUGUGAUGCCGUGGCUGCCGAGGGUUUGUCCGGAAAUCCGGCUGUGGUCUUUACACUUUUCUCGCGCAAUCAACAUACCGCUUCUACAAAAAUGUGGACUAAACGACGCGUCUCCUGCAACAAACAUAUCAAUAACAUAAAAGUUCGUAAGGCGCCAGAGCCCAAAUCGCCCUCAUUACUUGCGUGUAUCAAGUGGAAUGUGCUGAUAUUGAAGUUAGUUGGUCUCGUGCCAUUCUAUACAACUCCGAACUCUGAUGAGAUCGCUGCGCCCAAAGGCUUGCCGAUACACAUCACUCGGGUCAUCUUUUGCGCUAAAACGGCGAUGCACUUGCUGCAUGUCUACGCCUUGUCGUCGCCCUUCUUUAUGCAAAAACUCUUUCUGCGAAGCAAAACGGACGGCAUUGCGAACAGUCUUAGCGUAUGCUUCUGCAUCUUCGGCGAUGUUGUCAUUAGCUGGUCGUGCGCUCGCAACGGCAACCAAAUAAUUGGGAUAAUUAACGGAUUUCUGAAAAUCGAUCGACGACUCGGACAACUCGCCCCACCGCCAGCACAGCACCUACUCGCCGAAAAUGCGCUCAAUAUGUGUUUGUUGUUGUUAUUUGGCUAUCUCUGCGCAAUAACAAUGCAGGCGAUGAAAUGGUUCUACGGCACUCUGCCCGCCCACUUAUUUCUGGGUAUUUCGUUCUACCAGGUGGAAAACUUCACCUCGUGUGUGUUUGUUGUAUUCAUUGCGUCGCUGCUGCAUCAGCUCGCGUUGCGCAUUCAACAGACAAACAAAUUGAUAGCUCAAUACGGUGCGAAGGACGCAGCAGCGUCAGCACACGAUGUGCAGAAUUUCGCACGAAAUUCCACAACAUUUUACAGUUUGCAUAACGAGUUGUUGGACUUGCUGCAAAUGAUCAACAAAUUCGCCGGUCUGGGUCUGGUGGCAUUCCUCCUCUAUGCCUGCGCCGGUCUGCUGACCUUCACUUACGCCUGCACUUUGUACGAUUUGCGCAAUGGCGAUGCCUGGAUCAAUCUACUGUGGAACUUGUCCUGGAUUCUGAACUUCGCGACCGUUUUGAUAUUGCUGGCGUUUCGGUGUGAUUGCGUCACCAAAGAGGCUAAUAACACCGGGCAAAUACUUGCGCGCGUUUACGCCAAGGGCAAGGACUACCAAGAUAUCGUGGAUAAGUUUCUGUCGAAGAGCAUUAAGCAGGAAGUGCAGUUCACCGCUUAUGGCUUUUUCUCCAUUGACAACACAACACUAUUCAAGAUAUUCUCCGCUGUCACCACUUACCUCGUAAUAUUGAUACAAUUCAAGCAGUUGGAGGACUCAAAGGCCGAAGAGUAG